Diaporthe citri is the source of this 3597-nucleotide messenger RNA. RefSeq lists its product as uncharacterized. The record is from RefSeq and is a predicted model, not a curated record. The transcript is spliced from 5 exons. Gene Ontology annotation, biological process: chromatin remodeling; negative regulation of transcription by RNA polymerase II. Gene Ontology annotation, molecular function: histone binding; ATP hydrolysis activity; chromatin binding. Bases 1 to 3597 code for a protein of 1198 amino acids. NCBI's taxonomy places the organism in Eukaryota, Fungi, Ascomycota, Sordariomycetes, Diaporthales, Diaporthaceae. Gene Ontology annotation, cellular component: nucleus; chromatin.
AUGACGCGCAAGAUCGACACCCUUGUAGCUUGGCGGCCUACGGACCGUGAUGCCUACCUUCCAGGUCAGACCACUCUGGACGUGAUUGAAGACGCCAAGGAGUACCUCGUCAAGUACGAGUCUCAGUCUUACGCUCAUUGCGAGUGGAAGCCAGGCCCUUGGGUUUUUGGAGUGACGAAUGGCGUGAUGCGCAACGCAUUCCCCAAGCGCAACGACGGUGCAAACUUGCUGCCGAAGUUCGACGAGAAGGACGCGAUUCCCGAGGAGUAUCUUCUUUCAGACGUUGUUCUGGACGUGAGAUACAAGGGCACAUUCAAGUUCGAGUCGAAGAAGGCAGAUCUGGACAAGGUCUUUAUGAUAGAUGAAGCCAUGAUCAAGUUUGAAGGCCUGGACUAUGUUGACGCUGUUUGGGAUGCGCCCCCCGACCAUGACUCCGGCCUUCGCUGGGACGCUUUUCUCUCUGCGUACAACGAGUUCCUCAAUGGCAAGCACUUCAAGUCUGAACCAGCGAGCAGCAUCAAGGAACGUCUUCGAAAGUUCCGGGACAUGGAUUUCAGCAAGGGUCUCGCUUUCAAGGACGACCCGCCCAGUUCAGAGCCUCGUUUCAACGGCUUUUUGAGGGAGGGCAAUACUCUCAUGAAGUAUCAAGUCCAGGGACUCAACUGGAUCCUGAGUAGCUUCCAUCAGGAGCGGAGCGCCGUCUUAGCAGACGAAAUGGGGUUGGGAAAGACCAUCCAGGUCAUCGCCUUGAUGGCUUCCGUCAGCCUGCAGUCUCCUCGGGCCUGGCCCUGGCUUGUGGUUGUUCCCAACUCGACCUGCCCCAAUUGGCGGAGGGAAAUCAAGAAGUGGGCCCCGGACAUGCGCGUGGUUUGUUACCAUGGUGGUAAGGAGCCGCAGCGUCUGGCAUAUCAAUACGAGCUGUUCCCCAAUGGCUCAAAGGACAUGAAAGCCCACGUCGUAAUCAUGUCAUACGACUCUGCCCAGGAUGAUCACACCAGGAGUCUCUUUAGAAGUGUCCAGUGGGUUGGCAUGAUUGUUGAUGAGGGUCAACGGCUCAAGAACGACGCGAAUUUGCUGUACGGCGCGCUUCGUUCCAUGAGGGUCCCUUGGCGGCUGCUCCUCACCGGCACGCCGCUUCAGAAUAACAAGCGUGAACUCUUCAACCUCCUCCAAUUCAUCGACCCGUCGAAGAAUGCGGAACGCCUUGACGAGCAGUUCGCCGAGCUUACGAAAGACAACAUUACGGAGCUUCACGAGAUGAUCAAGCCUUACUUCCUGCGGCGCACCAAGGCUACGGUGCUGAAGUUCCUGCCGCCGAUGGCGCAGAUCAUCUUGCCGGUCUCCAUGUCAGUUGUCCAGGAGAAGCUUUGCAAGUCGAUCAUGGAAAGGAAUCCCGAGCUCAUUCGCGCAAUAUUUGCGAAUACGAAGCUCAAAUCCAACGAGCGGAGCAGUCUGAACAACAUCCUCAUGCAGCUGCGGAAGUGUCUCGGCCACCCGUUUCUGUACAGUGGAGCUGUCGAAGACAAGAAUGUGGACGAGAAGACGAUGCACCGCAACCUCGUUGAGGCUUCUGCUAAAUUUGUUCUUCUAGAGCAAAUGCUCCCUCGGCUCCAGGAGCAUGGCCACCGCGUGCUUAUUUUCAGCCAGUUCCUUGGCAUGCUGGACAUUGUGGAGGACUUCCUCACUGGUAUAGGCUUCAAGUACCACCGCCUUGACGGAAAUGUCACGAGCCUCGAGAGACAAAAGCGCAUCGACUCAUUCAAUGAGCCAGGUUCCGAGUACUUCGCUUUCCUCCUGUCGACCCGUGCAGGAGGUGUGGGAAUCAACUUGGCGACUGCGGACACAGUCAUCAUUCUUGACCCCGACUUUAACCCACACCAAGACCUGCAGGCUCUGUCUCGAGCCCAUCGCAUUGGCCAGAAGAACAAAGUUCUUUGCUUCCAGCUGAUGACGAAGGGCAGCGUCGAGGAGAAGAUUAUGCAGAUUGGGCGUAAGAAAAUGGCCCUUGACCAUGCGUUGGUCGAGAGUAUGGAUGCCAAAAACGAAAACAACGCAGAGGUCGGAGAGGACCUCGAGUCCAUCUUGAAGCAUGGCGCAGAGGCUCUUUUCAACGACGGUGAAAAGGAGCACAUCAAAUACGAUGCGGCUGCCAUCGAGAAGCUGCUGGAUAGAUCUGCGAUCAAACCGACACUAGCGGCUGACGAUGAGGAUGAUGCAACCAAGAGACCUCAAUUUUCAUAUGCUCGCGUCUGGCAAAAUGAUUCUGGGGAUUUAGCGAAUGAGUUGCAGGUGGAAGAAAACCCGGAGGUUCCCAUGAGUGUAUGGGACGAGAUUCUCAAGCAACGAGAGGACGAGGCAAAGAGAAGGGCCGAGCUCAACAAGGAGGUGCUUGGUCGCGGUGGUAGACGACGCCAGGCUGUCAAAUACGCUGGCGAGGCCGUCGAUGGCCUUGAGGACCAGCCAGUUGGAGGCAUUGCUGAGACGAAGCUGCCUUCUGAGGUUGACGAGGAUUUCAUUAGCACUGAUUCCUCUGACAGUGAUUCUGAAAACGGUAAUGUUGAUUCUGGUACGAACUCACAGGGACAGGCAAAGAAAGGUACAGCACGCUCUCGAAAGACUCCAAAGAAGCAAACCCCAAAGAAGCAGUCUAACAAGAACAACCCUCAGCCUUCUCCAUCGAAGCGAUCUACCCCCAGAAAGCCCCAGACGCCCAAGAACACCGUCACACCCCGAAAGGGCCAGACACCCCGAAGCACAAAGACCCAGUCCCAGCGAAGAGGCCGCGCGGGCGCCCUAGGAAACACGUCGACGGCCAAGUCAGAGAGCGCAAAGGAGGCGGCGGCGACGCCCACCAAAAUCAAGGGCAAAGGCCAGGACAAGGCCACCCAACCCGAGGAGGAGGACAGUCAGGGAGAGGACGUGGAGGAGGGCAGCCAGGGCGAGCCUCAACCGGCGGAUACAGAGACUUCAUCAAUGCAGCCCCGCCCGUCUCCUCAGCCUUCAGCGGACCAGGGCCUCAGUACGCAAAUGCCUGGCCAGGGCGAGGUCAAACAGUCCAGCAACCGCAGCAGCCCGGACCCCAUGGCACAGCUCCCUCACACCCCUAUCCCGUACCCCAUCCCCAAUUACGGAGCCAGCCUAGUCCAGCACGGGAACUAUGGGCAGUACGGCGCCACCUACGGAGCAAACAUCAACGGUGGGGCUGCGCACCGGCCUCAAGAGAUUCAGUUACGACUAGCGCUUGACGACGUCAAGUCGCUCUCUGGCGGCGAUCCCGUUAGAGUUCAACAGAAUAGAGAGAUUCUGCAGAACCUUUUGAAAGCGAAACGACAGGGUUCAGCAGGAGAGAUUGCUGGCUCCGCUGCUCAGCCUAGUCCGCAACCACAACUACUGCCUUUCUCUGCCGCACCCCAAUCAACCCAACCACCGCAGCAACCACCGCAGCAAGAGCAAGCUCGACUUGUUGCACCACCGCAAUCUGAAGAAGAUUCUUCUGGGUCUGACGAUUCGACGUCAGAGGAAGAGUCCGAGUCCGAGUCGGAGGAGGAAGUGGGAUCCGGACCCAAUGUGGGCUCUGAGCAACAAGGCGACGAAUAG